UGACAGGCGCAAUAAUGUUAUGCCAAAUUCACGCAAUACGAUUUUGCGGCAAAGUUUGUAUCGCUGUUGGGUGCAGUAAAGUUUAGAAAAAGCUGCACAAUGCUGUUAACGCGAUCUCUACGAUGGUCGGCGAGUGUUCUGCAGCUGCCGAUGGCAAGAUUCAGUACCACGCUUCGACAGUGUUCCACCAAACGGAACGAGGAAACGGCCGACGGCAAGCCGGAGGACGGUGGUGGCAAGCAGGGCAGCCUGAUCGUGCGGACCAAUCUGUUCGAGUCGGCCGCCAAAAAGGACAAGCAGACGUACAUCGAGAUGGUGAAGAUAUUCGAGAAGCGCAGCGUGCAUCGCCGCAACCACGUGGAGUUCAUUUACGCCGCCCUGCGCCACAUGGAAGAGUUCGGCGUGAACAAGGACAUUGCCGUGUACAAGGCGCUGAUCGACGUGAUGCCGAAGGGCAAGUUCAUACCGACCAACAUCUUUCAGGCCGAGUUUAUGCACUACCCGCGGCAGCAGCAGUGCAUCAUCGAUCUGCUCGAGCAGAUGGAGGAUAACGGGGUGAUGCCGGACUACGAGAUGGAGGCGAUGCUGGUGAACGUGUUCGGCAAGAAGGGCCACCCGGUGCGCAAGUACUGGCGCAUGAUGUACUGGAUGCCAAAGUUUAAAAAUCUCUCCCCGUGGCUGCUGCCCAACCCGGUGCCGGACGAUGCGCUCGAGCUGGCCCGGUUAGCCGUGGAGCGCAUGUGUUCGAUCGAUCCGCGCAGCAAGAUUCAGGUGUUCGAUACGCAGGAGGUGGAAAGUGCGAUUGACCACACGUGGGUCGUGAGUGGGCAGAGCGGGGAGCAGUCGGAAUUGCUCGAGGCGCACGAUCGGCAGGAACCGGUCUACAUAGAGGGCCCGUUUGUGAUAUGGCUGCGGAACCGGUCCAUCAACUAUUACGUGCUAAAGAGCGCCCCGAAACCGCUACCACCGAUCGAGGAGACGGAUGAUCCGGACGACGUCAGUAACCUUCACAACCCGUACGUUGGUUUGGAUUUGCGCUUCCGUAAACGGCCGGGGUCCGGUUCGGCCGUCAGCACUCGCCGGCGUUCGGUGCACGAGCAGGAGGAUGGCAUCAUCUACGCCAUCUGCUGUACGGGAAGCUCGACAAAGGAUUCGCUGCUGUCCUGGAUACGGUUGCUAGAGAAGGAGAGCGGCAACGGUGCCCUGUCGUCGCUGGCUGUGCUGUUCAAAUUUACCUCCCCCACCAGUGAAGUGAUGGUUAGCGGAGCGGAAACUAGCACAGUGCAACAGUAGCUGUAUAUAAACAAAUUGUUGCUAUAAAUAGAGUCAGUCAAGAACACGUUCAAACACACACACA
Molecule: messenger RNA, 1357 nt
Organism: Anopheles coluzzii
Lineage: Eukaryota; Metazoa; Arthropoda; Insecta; Diptera; Culicidae
Gene: ECSIT
Product: evolutionarily conserved signaling intermediate in Toll pathway, mitochondrial
Exons: 2
Coding region: 100-1293 (397 amino acids)
Cellular component (GO): mitochondrion
Source: RefSeq, a predicted model, not a curated record